This is a messenger RNA of Biomphalaria glabrata, 612 nucleotides long. Its product is annotated as ponticulin-like protein H. The coding region runs from base 110 to 577 and encodes 155 amino acids. Lineage: Eukaryota; Metazoa; Mollusca; Gastropoda; Planorbidae. The record is from RefSeq and is a predicted model, not a curated record. The transcript is spliced from 3 exons.
GAUAUAAAACAAGGGGAGAUCACUUUUUGUCCCUGUUCUUUGCUAGGGUAUUUUUUUAAUCUUAUGUAGUUAUAAGUUUGGCUCUAGAGAUCUGAUCUUCAGUCAAAAGAUGUCAGGUCUACUUAAAGUUGUUUUGGUUUCGCUCAUCUGUACUGUCCAUGGAGCGUAUCAAGUUGCCUACUCGAGUACCUACAACCAGAAUACAUCACCUACCUACUGCACAUUGCGCUUGGAUUUCUCACAGUACUAUAACGCAGCUCCUGGAUGUUGUCAGUUCACUGUCACUCAAGGUUUUUGCUGCCAAGCUCUCUUCAGCUUCAAACGACUUGAUGGUUCAACUGGCUACUACACUCAGUGUGUAUGCAAGAAUACAGUUUCUUGUAAUCUGUCCCUGGCCACAGCUAGCACUGCCUCCACAAGCACAUCCACUACAUCCACAACCACUAGUACUACACCGACCACAACACCAACCACAACACCAACCACAACAACAACCACUACACCAACCACCACACCAACCACCACACCAACAACAACACCAAGCACCACACCCACAACUGCUGCAGGCAAAAAAUAACUUUGUGAAGAAUAAAGAAUAGAAGAGAAUCUUGA